GUGGAUGAGCCCGGCCCGGCCCGCGCAGCCCCGGGCGGCAGUGCAGGCAGCGCAGCCCGGCGGGGCGGCGGCGGUCCCCGCCGGCCUGAGGGAGUGCGGGCAGCCUCGGCGGGCCGAGGUCGCGGGGCGCUCGGCGGGCACCAGCCAUGGGGUGUAGUGAGGUGAGGGCACUGCUCUGGAGAGUCGGCCUCUUCCUCCCCCUGCUGACAGCGCGCCCCGCCGCCGCCGGGCACGUCGCCAGCAACCACGUUGUGUUACUUGAUACUACAACUGCCCUUGGAGAACUAGGAUGGAAAACAUUUCCCUUAAAUGGGUGGGAUGCCAUAACUGAAAUGGAUGAACACAACCGUCCCAUCCACACUUACCAGGUGUGCAAUGUGAUGGAACCCAACCAGAACAACUGGCUGCAAACCAACUGGGUCUCCCGCGAUGCCGCACAGAAAAUCUACGUGGAGAUGAAGUUCACCCUGAGGGACUGCAACAGCAUUCCCUGGGUGCUGGGGACCUGCAAGGAAACCUUCAAUCUCUACUACAUGGAGUCAGAUGAGCCUCAUGGAGUAAAAUUCAAGCCAAACCAGUACACCAAAAUUGAUACCAUAGCUGCUGAUGAGAGCUUUACCCAGAUGGACUUGGGCGACCGCAUCCUCAAGCUCAACACGGAAGUUCGUGAAGUUGGGCCGAUCAACAAGAAGGGAUUUUAUCUUGCUUUCCAGGACAUUGGAGCAUGUAUUGCUUUGGUGUCAGUCCGUGUCUAUUACAAGAAAUGCCCUUUCACGGUCCGUAAUUUGGCCAUGUUUCCCGACACCAUUCCAAGGGUGGAUUCUUCCUCGCUGGUAGAAGUACGGGGCUCCUGUGUGAAGAGCGCUGAGGAACGGGACACUCCAAAAUUGUAUUGUGGGGCGGAUGGAGAUUGGCUGGUGCCUCUGGGACGAUGCAUCUGCAGUGUGGGCUAUGAAGAGCUGGAGGGUUCCUGUCAUGCUUGCAGGCCUGGAUUCUAUAAAGCAUUUGCUGGAAAUGUGAAGUGCUCCAAGUGCCCUCCACACAGUUUGACUCACAUAGAAGCAACUUCUGUCUGUCAGUGUGAGAAAGGUUAUUUCAGAGCUGAGAAGGACCCACCAACUAUGGCAUGUACCCGGCCACCUUCUGCUCCAAGGAAUGUGGUUUUUAACAUCAACGAGACAGCUCUGAUGCUGGAGUGGAGCCCCCCGAGUGACACGGGCGGGAGGAAGGACCUCACCUACAGCGUGGUGUGCAAGAAGUGCGGCUCAGACGCCAGCCAGUGUGAGAUCUGCGGCGGCGGCAUCCGCUUCAUCCCCCGGCACACGGGGCUCACCAACUCCUCCGUGACCGUGCUUGACUUCGUGUCUCAUGUCAACUACACCUUCGAGAUCGAGGCCACCAAUGGUGUCUCGGAGCUCAGCUUCUCCCCCAAGCAGUUCACAGCCAUCACGGUCACCACAGACCAAGACGCACCCACCUUGAUAGGUAUGGUAAGGAAGGACUGGGCUUCCCAAAACAGCAUUGCCCUCUCCUGGCAAGAGCCGGACUUUCCCCAUGGAGCAAUUCUGGACUACGAGAUCAAGUACUAUGAGAAAGUCUACCCACGGAUAGCGCCGGCAUUUUGGCACUACCUGCGGGUAGAAGAGCAUGAGCAGCUCAGCUAUUCCUCCACAAGGUCCAAGGCUCCAAGUGUUAUCAUCACAGGUCUCAAGCCAGCCACCAAGUAUAUAUUUCAUAUCAGAGUCAGGACGGCAGCAGGAUACAGCGGCUAUAGCCAGAAGUUUGAAUUUGAAACUGGAGAUGAAACUUCUGAUAUGGCUGCAGAGCAGGGACAGAUCCUUGUAAUUGCCACUGCUGCUGUGGGGGGAUUUACUCUGCUGGUCAUCCUCACUUUGUUCUUCCUCAUCACUGGCAGAUGCCAGUGGUACAUAAAGGCCAAAAUGAAAUCUGAGGAGAAAAGAAGGGCUCAUUUGCAAAAUGGACACUUACAUUUCCCAGGACUCAAAACAUACAUAGAUCCAGACACGUAUGAAGACCCAUCUCUUGCUGUCCAUGAAUUUGCCAAGGAGAUUGAUCCUUCAAGAAUUCGUAUUGAAAGAGUCAUUGGGGCAGGGGAGUUUGGAGAAGUUUGCAGUGGACGUCUGAAGACACCAGGAAAAAGAGAGAUCCCUGUUGCCAUUAAAACUCUAAAGGGUGGCUAUAUGGACAGACAGAGGAGAGACUUCCUGAGGGAGGCGAGUAUUAUGGGACAAUUUGAUCACCCAAAUAUCAUUCGCCUUGAAGGAGUUGUUACAAAAAGAUCCUUUCCGACCAUUGGGGUGAAGUCUCUUUCCAGAUUCCUGAGGGCGGGAUUUUUAAAUAGCAUCCUGGCCUCACAUCCAGUGGCAGGGGGUGGAUCUUUACCCCCCAGCAUUUCCUCUGGCAGACCAGUAAUGAUUGUAGUUGAAUACAUGGAGAACGGAUCCCUUGACUCCUUCCUGCGGGUGAGGUGCCAUUUUCUGAUGACAUUUGAAUCAGAAACCAUUCUAGGUUAAGAUUUUAAAUCAUUUAUCGCAAAUUAAUUUCUACAUAAUGUUAUUCAUGGAUUUCUGGUGAAGAAUAGAAGCUUUUUCCCCAGGGUACGUUUCUGAGGUACAGUAAUACAUUAGAGCACGGCUGGAAAAAAAGAAGAUUUAAACUUCAGAAUAUAAUUGAUUUCUUCUACAAAAGUAGUUCCUGUAUUUAGCAAAAUGUAUUUCAAAUUGUUUUUGUGAAAGAAAAGAUAAAUUGAAGCAUAAAUGCCUGGCCUUAUGGAAGUGGUUCAUUUUUCUCAAUCACCUUCAAAAAUACUCUGUUAUGAUUUUUUUGGUUGGUGAAGCGUAGAAUAUACUCAGUAAUUGAUUUAUAACAUUUAUGGCUACUUGCAUUUAACAAAUUGAAUUAGAAAACAGUUCAUGGGUGAAAUGUCCUGGCAUUAAUUAACCCCCAAAGGUCCUUAGUAAACAUUAAAGGGCUACAGAAAAUGUGAUUAAUAUGCUAGCAAAAUUGUAUUUAAUUCUUUUUAAAAAUGUAAAAGGAAAGAAUGACCCCCCUCUGUGAGCUGAACUUAUCCUAAAAUAGUCUCUUUUUUAACAGAACCCCUGAAAAUGCUCCAGAGACCCAGUGACCUGAGACCCUGUGGGAAUAAUUUUAAUGUCAAGUAUCUCAGAUUUGUCUUAAAAAGUAAACACCAUCCCUCAGUAGCCCCACUGCCUUGCCCGUUCCAUCCUGCAAAAUGCUAAAUCUGGGCUUGUGGGAAGUCGGGGGCCUGUGGGUUUGGGAACUUGUUUGGAAGGAUAUCCCAAAGGAGAGACAUUCAACAGGGAGCUGUGGAAAUAUUGAUGUGAAAAUCUUGGUGAUGGUGAUUGAAGGCUCAUCUGUGGUAGCAGGAGGAAGGAAUUGC
This is a messenger RNA of Taeniopygia guttata (zebra finch), 3421 nucleotides long. NCBI's taxonomy places the organism in Eukaryota, Metazoa, Chordata, Aves, Passeriformes, Estrildidae. The record is from RefSeq and is a predicted model, not a curated record.